UUAAAGCUCUUCCACUGAGCACAGCACUUUGGCAGUCUAACUAGAUUCUUCAGCAUGGGUUUCAUCAGAGCGGUGGCUGCUGUAGUCUUGUUAGCUGUGCUUGGCCAGGCAGCAGUAGUGACUGAGAAUGGUCUUCCUAUCCAGUGGGACAAAGCCCCAAAUGAGCUUUCCCAGCUGCCCACACUCGACGGGGUGAUCCAGGUAAAACCAUGGGACUACUUACAGAGAAUGGCCUUGUACAAGUUGAUGAUCAAUUCUACUGAUCCCUACAUGAGCUCCAUGGGCCCUGGAGAGAAAGAGAGUCCUCUGUGGAGUCUUCCUCUGCAGCUGGGCUGGAAGCUCAGAUCAGGCCGGCUGACUGACCCAAGCCCUGGCAGUAGCAGCACUUGUGGAUUGGAAAGUUCAGAGCCGGUUUGCAUCUCUCAUCAGAGCUGGUAUGCAUGUAUGAACUACUACCUGUCCGUGCUUCCCUUCCUGGCAGCAGUACAGACAGGUGUAGUUGGGAAGGGUGAGACUCAGCUGCACAUCCAGGCUCCAGAAGAGGUGGCUCAAGAUUAUUGCUCCAGUUACACAGACUGUUCCACCAAAUAUUCAGAUGCCAUGACUAAGUGGGAAACAUUUUUCCAGUCUUUGCAGCACAUCAGUAACGCUGACGACACAGAUUUCAACAAGAAGGACAAGAUUCUUGGACUUCUUUGGGCAGCAGAAGAGGCAUCUCUACAAACUGCUUCCGUGGCUUGCAGUGAAAGGCAGAAGUUGUACUCGUCUCCUGAGGUGCGCUUUGGACAGGGCUGGCUCAACUCCGCAGCAUAUGUAGCAGCUGCUCAUUUCCAUGCCAACAUUGAGAAGUCAGAAAAGUACAUGGCUCCUCUGCCGAGCAGAGUGCUGCAGGAGUCUGAUAGCCCACCCAACAUUCCCGAUCUCAGCGCUGAAGAGAACCACGCACUCCACAUCUUCGGCUGGAUGAACCGUGUGAAUCAACUGCUUGGUGGUUCCCUCGUGAAUCUUUGGCGGAGAGCAAUGUGUUCACCUCAGGCUCGGGAGAAAGGUCAAGGCCUUCUUCAUGACCUCAUUCUUGACCCCAAGUUCCCUGGUACCAGUCUGAUGGCAAUCCUGACUGAGAUGACCACCAGCUGCUGACACAUCAUCUGUUAACACUGUUAACAUUCUCUAAUAAAUAUAACAACUGGGUAGAAUAAACUAGCUGUAAAUAAGAGCUUUGUACAUCAAACAGCUUAUUAAUCUGCAGAUGUUGGCUGUGUCUACAACACCGCAGCAUCCCAGAUAUUUUACCAUGACAGUCAGUGUAAACAUACAUAAUUAGUAUCUUUAACAAAAUAAAAACUGAAAAAAAUAAAUAAAUAAAUCAAA
Molecule: messenger RNA, 1371 nt
Organism: Cyprinus carpio (common carp)
Lineage: Eukaryota; Metazoa; Chordata; Actinopteri; Cypriniformes; Cyprinidae
Gene: leg1.1
Product: liver-enriched gene 1, tandem duplicate 1
Source: RefSeq, a predicted model, not a curated record